Messenger RNA from Helobdella robusta, 486 nucleotides. RefSeq lists its product as hypothetical. Lineage: Eukaryota; Metazoa; Annelida; Clitellata; Rhynchobdellida; Glossiphoniidae. The transcript has 2 exons. Bases 1 to 486 code for a protein of 161 amino acids. The record is from RefSeq and is a predicted model, not a curated record.
AUGUGGCUUGUAAUAACUGGUCAGUGUCAAACCCUAGUAAAAGAAUCAGCUUUUAUGAUACAGCUGGUUUAUUUGAAAAAGCAUUUCUUCGUACAUCAACUCCUGAAAAAGCAGUUCAUGGAUUCAAGACUUGUGGACUAUGGCCAUUUGUUAAUAAUAUUUUCUCUGAUGAAGAUUAUCAAGCAGCUGUCACUUAUCUACAAUUUCAAUUUUAGAAAACAUCUGGUGUGCAGAUUGAGACUAAUCUGGAUCAGUCAUCACAUGACCUCAACAAUCAUGAUCCACAAGAUAUCAGGUGGCAGAAAUAAGAAACGUGAACCAGAAUCAUCAAAGUUAAUAACUUCUUCACCAUUCAAGAAAGAACUCGAAGAGAAAGCUAUGUCAACUGAAGCAAAAUUGACUAGGAAGAUUAAAACAAAAAAUACAACUAAAAACAAAACAAACUUGUACAAAAGACAUGAAACCACUAUAAGAAAGAAUAGUUAA